ACACAGUUUUUAGGCCAAUAUCUAUACAAAAAAUUCCUCCACAAAGUGUGUCACAAUCAUUUAGUAUGUUAAAUCAACCACAAGGUUCACAUGACCAAUACAUUGUGGGCGCUUUAAAGUUUCGCAAUAGGACUACUAUAUCUGGAACAAAUCUGUUGAUUCUAAAAUCAUUUUUUGAGAAACAACAUUUUAUUACUGCAUCGCAAAAAGAAGAAUUGGCCAAGAGGACUGGAAUGACCCAAAGAACUAUCAAAAAUUGGUUUAAGAACCAGAGACAGUUGUUAAAAAAGAAGCAAGACCCACUGAAUUCAGAUCAUUUGCCAACACGUGAACAUAACAUUCCACCACAAAGUGAAUCGCUUGCGAAACUUGAAGAAUUCAUUAUAUCAACGACUGACCAUUUACCUCAUCAGAGACCAUUUACCAUUGCACCGCCUCUGCCUCCCCAAAACCUACCGACCACUAUUGAAAACAUUCCAGUAACACUUCAUCUGUUACAACCUCCACAAAACCAACCACAAAACCAACCAAAAACCUCAAAAGAUGACAACGGUAGGGUUUUGGGCACUUUGAGGGGUCGCAUCAGGACUACUAUAUCUGAUAAGAAUCUGCUGCUUCUAAAAUCAGUCUUUGACAAACAACGUUUCAUUACUGGAUCGCAAAAAGAAGAAUUGAAGUUUGAUCAAUAUAAAAUUCCUGUUCUUAACGAUGGAGCUGGUUUGAUUUCACCAACAUCAACUGGAGUAUUAGCAAAGCUUCUGGAUUUCACAACGGCCCACAAACAGUUCCUAAAACCAGAAACGUCUGCCCAACAACCAACUCAACCUGUACCACAAAUACAGUCUCCUCCGCCAUCACAAGGGCACUCUCAACAGCCUCAAAAUCAACCUCAACCUGAACUUCAAACUCAGUCUCAACAACCAGAUCAAAGCAGGCAGAGCAGUAACCAAUUUCCACCGAAAGAUGACCCGUUCGCAUUUUUGAAUGUCAGAAACAGGACGUCUAUAAGCAAAAACCAGGCCGUAAUUUUGAAAACUUAUUUCGAAAAAAAUCAGUUCGUCGAUAACGCUCUGAAAGAACAUUUAGAAAAAGUGACCGGUUUACCUGGAAGAGUGAUAAAAAUUUGGUUUCAAAACAGAAGAAGGGAAAAUAAAAAUAAGAUUAAGUAUGGAAAUCCUUAA
Molecule: messenger RNA, 1181 nt
Organism: Psylliodes chrysocephalus
Lineage: Eukaryota; Metazoa; Arthropoda; Insecta; Coleoptera; Chrysomelidae
Source: the annotation of a GenBank genome assembly